AUGUCAACUUCAGUCCGGUUGGAAAAUGAACAGUUGGGUUCACAUCAUUUCGACGCCAUCCGUGAGAGGGAUGAAGCUCAGGCCCUGGAAGAAGUGCGCUUGAAGGAGCGCGAAUUGGAACAGGAGGCCGUCCACGCAUUCGACGAUCUACUCGACGCUUCCGGAAGUGAAGCGAGCUCCUAUUAUAAACCCCCGAAUUCGCAGCAAGAAAACGGAAAUGUGCCCGAAGAAAUUUACCUACAGAGCCAGAAGGAGCUGGAGAAGCUCCGGAACGAAUACGAUCGUUUACGAGCUGAGAACGGAGCUCUACGAACGAACUUUGAUUCGAUGGUGCGGGAAAAGUUGAAGCUAGAGGAGAAGUUGGAAAAGUCUGAGGUCCGUAUGAACCUCUUAGAACAGGAAAUAGGAGAAUUGUCGGAUGCUCAAACCGUUCAUCGGGUCAAAGACCAGUAUGAGACGAUAAUCGAGAAACUGAAGAGCUCCUUCCACCAUGAGAAAGGCGAGAUCCUUGUUCAACUAAACAAAUUCAAGGAGGAAGCUCUCUUAGCUCGGAAUCAUAUCUGCUCGACGUCAGAGGCGGGCGACGAUCGAAGGAGAGCCUUGGAAUCGGAAGUUGAAAGGUUGAGGAUUAACGUGGGAGAGCUCCAAGAGAAGGAAUUGCAGCUGCAGCUCAUGGUCAAGGAGCAAUCGAUGUUGCUCAAAGAAAACGACCUCCCCGAAGAGUUUGACGGCAAUUUAGCAAGACUCUGCGAUCUGCUGGACAUCGGAGAAAAGGCUUCGUCACUGAAUUGUGCGGUGACAGAGUGUUGCGAUGCAGUCGUGGAACUGAAACACCGGAUCAAGGAGCUCGAUUCCGAUGUCGCGACGUCUACGAGGCUUUUCCAGGAACUUCAGAUCGCAGCCAGAGUACUCGAGAAGGAGAACCUGCAAUUGAAGGAGAAGCUGGAACACAACAGCUCUGAUACCGAGAGCCAUAGCGAGACGACGCGAGUUGGAACCCUCAAGGGUGCUCUUGAAAAACUGGAAGCGGAGAACCUGCACCUGAAACUGCAAGUGCAAACUCUAGAAGAGAGCAGGGACCGUCUGAAGACUGAAAUAAGGAAUCGCAUCAACGAGGAUUCGAAGAAUUCCGCUGACUUCAAUGAGCUGUACUCGGAGAAACAACGACUCUUGGUCGAUUUACAAAGAGCUCAGGAGUUCAGUUCCGGCUGUCGUCGAGCUCAAGAGAUGGCAGAAGAAGUUCUGCGAGAAAAAAUCGAAGCAUUCGAGGCGGAAAGAGAAAAUCUCCGCAGAGAGAUCGAGGCAGAGGCCAAUCGGAAACUCCAAAAUGAGAUCAAUCGGAUGGAGCUCCAGUUUGCGAAUGAAGUUUCGCAGCGAGGCGAAAUGGGCGAUAAGCUGCGCAAGGCGUGCUUGAUGAUGCUCGAGGAGAGAUUGGCGAAGAUCUGUCGAGAGAAGGACGCAGAGAUCGGAAGGUUGACCAGGAAGUCGCAAGAAGAGGCGGAAAUGAUGCACGAAAGGUGUGAACUCAUAAUUCUUGUCCUGAUCGUGUCGACGAGACGAACUUUCUGCUCAAAAUUCGAGAUUCGUAGCCGGGAGAUAAGUCGCGCCGAUUCUGACUCCAUAUCCGGCGUGGCGUUCGCUCUUCGCUCUCGUAUACACGUCGCUGAGAUUCAUUUUGGCCGCUCCUCUUGA
Galendromus occidentalis (western predatory mite) is the source of this 1692-nucleotide messenger RNA. RefSeq names its product thyroid receptor-interacting protein 11. The record is from RefSeq and is a predicted model, not a curated record. NCBI's taxonomy places the organism in Eukaryota, Metazoa, Arthropoda, Arachnida, Mesostigmata, Phytoseiidae. Bases 1 to 1692 code for a protein of 563 amino acids. The transcript has 10 exons.